CUCUUUUUGAAUCAUGACGACAGUAUGGCAGUUGGUGAAAUCUGUAAUGCAGGUGAAGUAAAAGUUACUGGUAUUGGUGAAAUUACGGCGGAACCUGAUUGCUGCACAGCGGAAUUCGUAGUUUGCUCUCGGAAACCUACAACCUCUGCAGCAGAAGAAAGUGCGAGGAAACGAGCGGAAUACGCUCGACAAGAGAUAAACUCCCGAUGUUUAAAAAAGUGUAAUAUCGUGGAGCAUUUCGAUAUAAUUCAAGAAGGUACUUUACUCUGUGCUCUUUAUAAAUUUGAGAUAACUACAUGUGAUAUUUCUGGGAUAAAAAGCUUAUUAGGACAUCUUAAGUCCAAGCUCCCGUCCUAUGUUAAACUUGGAAGCGUGAGAUUUUUCUUCUCAAAAAAGAAGCUGUUUGAUAUAAGAAAAGAGGCUGUUGCACAGGCUGUAUCAGACGCCAAACAUAAAGCUGAAUUAAUCGCUUCUGCAUUUGGUCAAAGAAUUCAAGGAUUAAUUAAUGUUAUUGAAAAUGAAUACGAUUCUAAUUGUGAACAACAAGUGAUGCCUGCAUCAAGAUCAAAUGGUUACAAUGGACAUCAUCCAUUGAAACAAUUGAAUAUCAAUAAUAAUAGUAAUAAUAAUAAUAAUAACAUUGCCUGUGAAGGUGGUAGCAUUUUCGAAGGAAAUUCCUUACAAGACCAACCAUUCAAUUGGAAUCAAUCUUUAAGUGCUGCUCAAAGACACAUACAAAUAAAAUUGAAUGUUGUUUGUGCUUUAAGUGAUUUUAAUAAUUAAGAAAAAAAUGCUUUGUUUAAAUUAACCACAAGGUCAUUGCCUAGACCUUCUUGAUUAUUUCACAAUCAAUCAAUCAAUCAACCUUAUUCAUGUAUAUGCACAAUCUGUGAUUUUGAAUAAUUCAUCUUUAGGUAUUCGAUAGGAAUGAUGUAUUUAUCUCGCUUCUGCUUUCUUUUUUCACUUUACUCACAUGUCUUCUUACCAGAUUAUUCUAGAAUAUCUAAAAGUGAUUUGUGAAAUAAACUGUAUUUAUGCAUGUGUACAAACAAUCCGUUCUUAUUUUCCGUCAAAUUUAAAACACUUCAACAUUUCGAUAAAGUAAAGCAUGUGAUUGAUGUGGGAUAAAGAGUUCUCAGGAAGUUUGUUUACGAAUGAACACAGGUGUUUGGUGGUUUGGAGACCUUACUUAGAAGGUAUAACUUGCAAACAUUAUCCAUAUUCUGCUUCUUUUGUGUUCAUUUCACGCUCCCUAUAUUGCUUCACAAUUAUCUGCAUAUUUCUCGUUUGUAACUUAAACCCUGUACUCCGCUAUUAAAGACUCUUGCAGACGACACCAUCUACGAUACUACUUACAAACUGUUAUUAGUAUUGGCAUACUCUGCAAGUUUAGCUUUGAAUAUUCUAUUUACUAACUAUUGCACGUGUCUUCAGACUUUAAUUUUUUGAGGUUUUCUUUUAAUAAAAAAGGUCAAGUCUAUACAUUCAUUAAUCAGU
Molecule: messenger RNA, 1497 nt
Organism: Trichobilharzia szidati
Lineage: Eukaryota; Metazoa; Platyhelminthes; Trematoda; Strigeidida; Schistosomatidae
Source: the annotation of a GenBank genome assembly